Orycteropus afer afer is the source of this 936-nucleotide messenger RNA. RefSeq names its product putative olfactory receptor 52P1. The transcript has a single exon. The record is from RefSeq and is a predicted model, not a curated record. Gene Ontology annotation, cellular component: membrane. Gene Ontology annotation, biological process: G protein-coupled receptor signaling pathway. Bases 1 to 936 code for a protein of 311 amino acids. Gene Ontology annotation, molecular function: G protein-coupled receptor activity; olfactory receptor activity. NCBI's taxonomy places the organism in Eukaryota, Metazoa, Chordata, Mammalia, Tubulidentata, Orycteropodidae.
AUGAUAAUCUUCAACCAGUCCAGCUUCAUCACAUUCACUUUGAUGGGCAUACCUGGCUUAGAGUCACAGCACUUGUGGCUCUCUCUUCCUUUCUCCUGCAUGUUUUUGGCUAUCCUCAUUGGCAAUGGUGCUAUCCUCUUCCUGGUGGCCACAUAUCCAACACUUCACACACCAAUGUAUCUUCUCCUGGCCCUGCUGAUGGUGGCUGACCUCGUAUCCACUCUGGCUCUGGUGCCCAAGCUCCUCUGCAUCUUCUGGUUCAAUGAUCAGGACAUUGCUGUUAAUGGAUGUUUCACCCAGAUGUUUUUCAUCCAUGGUGCAUCUGUGGUGCGAUCCGCCCUACUUGUGGUAAUGGCUUUUGACCGAUAUGUGGCUGUGUGUAAACCAUUGCACUACAACACAAUCCUAAGCCAUUCUCUAGUUGGACGUUUGGGGCUGGUGGCUUUAGCCAAGGGUGUGAUUCUUAUUCUACCCAUGCCUCUUCUACUUCAAAGGCUGACCUUCUGUCACAUGGUCAUACCUCACACCUACUGUGACCAUAUGGCUGUGGUAAAAAUGGCCUGUGACCACACCAGACCCAAUCGUAUCUAUGGGCUCUUUGUGAUCCUUCUUGUGGUGGGACUUGACCUCCUGCUCAUUGGCUCUUCUUAUGCCCUCAUUCUGCAGGCUGUGGUGCGCCUCAACUCUCGAGAUGCCAUCUACAAAGCCCUCAACACCUGCUCAGCUCACCUUUUUGUCAUCCUUGUUUCCUAUGUGCCUGCACUCUUUUCCUCUCUUACCCACCGAAUUGGUCGCAAUAUCCCACUUCAUGCUCACAUUCUCCUUGCUAAUCUCUACCUUCUUCUGCCCUCACUGUUCAACCCCAUUAUCUAUGGCAUAAAGAUGAAGGAAAUAAGGAAUAAGGUGGCUAAACACCUGGGCAGAGAAACUGCAUAG